UAUCAAUAGAACUAUCAUGAUUACAACACUUGGAAAUUGUUUUUUAACUCAAAGGUUAUCAUAAUUAUUACUAUAUCAAACUUUAAAGUUGUAUACAAUAAACAGUUAACAACUAUUGUGAACUUUUUACAAAAUGUCUGAAAAAAACAGAAAUGAUCAAAAAGUUCCAAUAUCUUCAAGAAGUAUUCAGUUCAUGAUAGCAAUAUUUGGAAUAGUUUCACUUACACUAGUCAACAUCACAGUUAUUGUGAAACAAUUUCAUCCAAAGUGGAGAGAUUCCCCAAGUUCUAUGAUAUUACAAACUGGAAUAACUCUGUUUGGUUUCCUUAUAAUCAUAUUUCUUGUUGUAAUAAGUCAAUUGAAUAAAACGUCUGAAAUGUUAAUAGAAGAAGAGAAUAAGCAUGAAUCAAUAGACAAAGAAGUAUUGGCUCGUCAAGAAACAAAAGAUGAUACAUACAUAUUAUCCGUUUAAUAUUGAAUUUAUUCAAGUAAUUUACUGUGUUCAAUUCAUUUCAAUGCAUUAGGUAUCUUAACAACGGUUAUCAUCAUGAUUUAUCCUAUUUAAUAUUUUAAACAUUUUAUAAACAAAUGAAUUAAUAAACUUCUUAAGAAUUCAUUAUUAUUUUUGCCCUCAAGUUGUAUUAUUUAUUAGGCAUUGGGUAAAGAGAUACUCCUGGAGUUCUAGUGGGAAGCCGUCACCAGUGGAGUACAACCAGGUCUGUUGUGAGAUAUCAGCUCACUGAAGACAAUGGUAUAUGGUGGCGCAACUUCGUGGAUUGGUUGAAGUUAGACAUUAACACCGUUGGAUGCCGGCUCAGUGGUCUAAUGGUUAAGUGCUCGCGCGCGAAGCCAGUAGGUCCUGGGUUCGAGCCCCGCGUGGCGCGGGACCGUGGAUGCGCACUGCUGAGGAGUCCCAUACUAGGACGAAACGGCCGUCCAAUGCUUCCAGGUUUUCAAUGGUGGUCUAGCUUCAACUGACUCAUGAUUUAAAUCUGUGUAAACUUAAAUGAAUCAAAACAGUAAUAUAAUCUCACUAGUUGAGUCAAUCGUGAUUCAAAUGAAACUAGACCACCAUGGGAAACCUGGAAGCACUGGAUGGCCGUUUCAUCCUAGUAUGGGACUCCUCAGCAGUGCCCAUCCACGAUAAUAAUAUAUUCUAUUGAUGAAAUAAAUCACUUCUAUAAUUUAAAUCACGAACUGGUUUUAGCUACAUUAUCUUUAAAAACUUGGAAGUAUUAGACAGCUGUUUCUUCCUAGUAUAGAACUUCUUAGUAAUGAGCAAUCACAACACAAUGCUGCUUGAUUUUUAAUGUUGAUCUCAAUAAGAUCAGUUCGUUAUUUAAACUAUAAAAAAUCUACUAUUUUCAUAAAUUCCCCCAACCCCAUUCAAAUAAAUAAACCUUAGAGCCUAGGAAUAUUAAAAUCAGUAGUUUCUAAGAGAAAUAUCAACCUUAGUUAUGUGAGACGAACACCUUUGUAGAGUUUAAUUUUUGUAAUUUAAGUUAAAGAUUGAGUUUAUCAUUUUAAAAAAUAUAUUUAUUAUAAGGUGUGACCAAUAUUGAUGGGAUAUAGACUGAAUUCAAUGUAUGUAGGUCAGUUUAUUUCCACUUCAAUCAACUGUAUUGUUAAAUCAUCUAAAGAGAUGGUGAUCUAUUACAUAAUCAACUACGUGAAUAUUCAUGAUGGAUAAGUGAAAAAACAGAGAAACUUAGUUCAUAAGAUGUAAGAUUUCAGAAUAAGCUUGUAAAUUCCUUAUAUUACGAUCCACUUCAUUUCUUACAUGAGUUUGGUAGCACUUUAACUCAGUUUAUUAGUAAAUCCACCUCUUCACUUCGUGUCUACAUACUUGAGUAAUAGGUUGGACUUGUAUAUAGGAAUAAUGCAUAUCAUUGUUUGAAUCGGAUGAUCAUCUAACAGAAGAAUAAGAAAGACUAAUAUUGAAAAAUUAGUAAUACUUUUGUUUUACCGGAACGAAAAAUAAAUGAACUGGUAGAAAUUAAUUAUGGAUUAUCAUUAAAUAUAUUCCUUUUGGAUAAUUAAUAAGUGACUGGAAUAUAUAUACCUUUUAUCACAAGAUUCGAUUUGGCCUAUGGGCUAUUAUUAUACGAUUUACUAUUCUUAACUUAUUCCCAGUUUAUCAGUUACAGUAUCCCACACUCACAGUUACUUUUGGCUUCAUGAGGUCUGGUUUACUCAUAUAUGAACCACAUAUAUCUGAAAUGUGAUUCAUGCAGCGGAAGCUGAGAUUAAGAUCUAAACUGAACGGGCUGGACUAGGCGAUAAGCUACCACAUCUAGGACCAAUAAGGAUACAGAGUUGUUUCAAGACUGGUGGUUCUGCUUGACGUGUCAUUGGUUUAGCAAAGGAACAAGGUCAUAUGAACCAGUAUUUUGAUUGGUGACUUUUUCAUGUGAUAUUUGAUGGGGCAUAGGAUACAACAACUUUUAGCUUAUUUACUUAAACGUUCUUUCCAUCUAAAAUGUUACGUAAAUGUUUACCUGCUUUUUGGGUCUGUGUAGAAGUAGGAAUCUUAUCUGUUCAUAUAUGAUGAUGUUUGUUAAAGAGUAAGUCUUAUAGGCUUGAUCUGAUCUUUACUUUUAACAUAAAGUCGUACGAUGCAAUUUUGAAUCGCAUAUUGAUGUAGAUGUUUGUUUUGGAAAAAAAAUUAUCAGAGCUAUUAACAUUAUUAGGCUCAUAUACGGUUCUUAUAAAUGUAUAGAGUACACAUUAUGUACAUACUCCACACUGAAUAGUCUAUCUUUUUUUCAUUUGCAUAUAUUUAUAUUUGACAUUACGGAGUAAACCUUGCUUGUAUAAAAGUAGGAAAGAUGACUAUUGAACAUAGAUACUACAACUACAAUGUAUAUAUCCUACAUAUAGAACAGUUGAUCAACUAAUAUCUCAUCCAAUUAAGAGUAAUUUUGGGAAGAACAUUUAGUUAAUAAUAUCUUUUCCCUAUUCAGUAUGCAUUUGUAAACAAUUUUUCAAUUUUUUAUAUCCUACAUGCAACUCUUUAAUAUUUAACUUAAUUUAGGCGGUGAUGAAUUUCCAGUAAACAAAUGUUACAUUCUAAGCAUAGAUGGAUAAUAGCUAGCAGUGGAAUCCAUAACGCACUGGAUAUAACUGCAUACGGAGUUUAGGUACAUCCAACUGACCAGUCCUAAAUAGGACGAAACACGCGUUCUGAAUUCCACUGCUAGCGACUAUCCAUCUUUGUUUGUAGUGCUUGUGACUUAAGUUAAUAUCAGGGCAAUCUGUACAGGACAUACAUAUAUCAAUAAGAGACUAAUUAAUUGCAGUCCUAAAAACCAAUGGGAAGAUUCAGAUGAACAAUACAAAAUGUAUUGAAUAUUAUAUUUCAACAUUUGAGAUCAUGAGCCAAUUGAAGCUAGACCACCAUGGGAAACCUAGAAGCACUGGACGGCGGUUUCGUGCUAUUGUAGAACUCCUCAACAGUGAGCAUCCACGACCUCGCCUCCCAGGACUAGAGCCCAAGACCUAUCAGUCUCUCUCCAGGCGCUUAACCAAUUAGACCACUGAGUCGGCAUCCAAUGGUGUUAAUGUCUAACUUCAACUAAUCCACGAAAUUGAGCGACACAUCCACCAUUGUCAUCAGUGAGUUACUACCUCACAACUGACCCGGUUGAACUCCACUGGUCACUGUUUCUCACUAAAAAUUUCUAGGAUAUACCUCUUGAAGCCAGUCACUAGCGAGCAUAUGUUAAAUAGUAUUAGAAGGGGUUUUGUAGAGAUUGUAGUAAUUUCAACAGUUGAGACUGACAGGUCUCGGGUUCGAAUCCCGCGAGGCAGGAUCGUGGAUGAGAACUGCUGAAGAGUCCCACGAUAGGACCCCUUCUGAAUAUUAUAUUGUUAUUUUCAGUUAUUUAAUAGAUAUCCUUGUUGAAAAUAUAACUUAAAAUGUUUGUUCCAUUGAAAGAUUAUAAAUAACAUUCAAACAGUAUGUGAUAAAUUCAGUAUUAAAGGUUGUGUUAUGGAUAGGAAUAAAAAACUAUCACUUCAAAUAAUUAUGAUUCUUUAAUAUGUAGAGCAUAGUACAAAAUAAUUCAGUAAAGCAUUUAGUUUAUUUAAAGAUGUUUUUCGAUAAUGUAAUAAGGAGACAAAAAUAAUCAGAACCAUGUGAUGGUAUAUUAGAGCAAUACAUUUCAAACAAUCUGAUCACACACAUAAUGUACUUGUUAAGAACAUUUAUAUAUAAAGAUUAAAGGUCAACUAGACUGAAAAUGGGGGUAAGACGUGACUAGGGUUAUAAUAAUAAUAAUAAUAAUAAUAAUAAUAAUAAUAAUAAUAAUAAUAAUAAUAAUAAUGUGUGAUCAGAUUGUUCGAAAUAUAUUCCACUAAUAUACCAUCACAUAGUUCUGAUAAUCUUCGUCUUCUUAUUACAUGAUCGAAAUUUAUCAAAGGGACUGAUUGCUUUAAAGAUGUUUGUUUCGACAAUUUUCUACUAGAAUAAAUAUUGAGAAGAUUUAUGCAUUAUUCACUGUGUUUAUUGUGUGUAAGUUUCGAGGUUUAUAAUCUUUCUAGAGUUUAACUACUUAAUUUGAAUAAAGAUAAUAAUGAAUAUAUCGAUGGUAUUUGUAAUGAAUAGUAUUUUCAUCCAUGAGUGUCGAAUUUCACAUAUUCGAUUGUUUUGAUGGCAAGAGUUCGAGUCCCUCCAUGUUUUUAAGCUAUAUUUCAUUCAAUGUCUUUUUUUCCCUAAUUACAUUUUAUUUACUCGUUAAAUGAACAUCAUGUUUCAAAUAUGUUGUAUAUUCAUGAAUUCAAAAACGAUCUUCACUUUCAUAUAGUUAUACAAUAACAAUUAUAGUUAAACGUUCAUAGUUGUUCCUUGUCAAAUAUUACCAUUGAACUUGGUAAGUCUUAUCGAAUCACUAUGAAUUGGGACUAAUCCUAUUUAUUACAAUUUACUGAUGUAAAUAUACUUAACCAGCUGGUUUUAGAUGGUCACUGACAUACGCAGUAAAAAUAAAUGUGUUUGUUAUAUCUAUUAUACUAACGGAUGAAUUAAGGAAGGUAAAAAUGAAUUUGUGGGCAAUGAUAGGAAAAUCGUUGACAAUAAACAAUCGAUAGAACAAAAUGUUAGCUACUCAUGAAGAAAUUUUUUUGGAUACUUCUUUCUGAAGUUUGUACUGAAAAUGGUUUCUAGAAAUUAAACUAUUUAGCACAGAGCACUCAACUUAAUCCAAUUCUUUCUUUUAAACAAUAAAUUUCCCCUCAUUUCAUUUGUAGUGGAUUAUCUUUGAGACGAUUCCUUGGACUACUUAUAUCACUCGCCCUGAUAACUGUCAUUGAAUCUCAACGGUGUAUAAAUUGCCGGAGGCAACACGAACCACCGACUACAGAUUAUUGUUGAAUAACACAGAUCACUAGGUCACAAACACACCAAGAGAAUUUGAGCAGAAAUGUUAAUGCGAGCGAGUGAAUACAUAUGUGAAUUAAGAAUCGGAUAAAGAAUAGAAUGAAAGACCAAUAAAUGGAUAAGAUAUAAAUACACAUAUAUGAGAAAAUAAACGAUUCAUCAAGCGAUUAAAGCAAGUAACAUUUAAACAAAUUACAUGGGAUAUGUGUCUAGGCUUUCACAUGUAAUCAAGCAUACAUAUUCAUACGGACAUGGUAAUAGUGCCAAAAUAUGCAAAUUGUUGCUGCACGAAGAAUACUGUCUGUUAGAUAAGUUUAUUGAAGGACUUAACAAAAUUAAACGUAAACAAAUUGAAGUGUACGAUGCGUGUUACAUAUUUCUCCUUGUACAUCUAGAUUCUAUACAUGAGCUUAGAAAAAAUAAAAUCUCUUU
Molecule: messenger RNA, 5809 nt
Organism: Schistosoma margrebowiei
Lineage: Eukaryota; Metazoa; Platyhelminthes; Trematoda; Strigeidida; Schistosomatidae
Source: the annotation of a GenBank genome assembly